GCCGACACUGUGACCGCAGCACUGAUUUGGACUGAGUGUGCAGCAUCGUGCUCUGAUUCCACGCAGCAGAUUAAUGAUCAUCAGGGCUCGUUAUGGGCUAACACUGAAUCGCCAGCAGAAACAAAUUGCUGUUCAAACUCUCUGCCUUCAUCCUAUCUGCAGUGAGGAGUAACCACUCUAGUCUAAAAGAGUCCGCAGAAGCGGCUCUGGUGACGUGCUUUGAACCCCUGAUUAGCUCUACCAUGGAUGGGAAGAUCUGCCAACUCCAGCUGGGACGAGGAGCUGCUGGGCGCUUGCUGGGCUCGGGGCUCUACGCCCCACUGUGGCAGAAAACAAUCGGCCAAUUCGAAGGCGCCUUUUCUCUCACUGUGUCAUGACGCAGGUUUGAAUAUGAUGGGAUGUAACAUUAACCAGAAGAUACAGUCGUGGAAACAAUUGAGACCACAGCACAAUUUUUUGUUUCACUAAUUUCUCAAUUUACAGGUCUGCGUUUAUGAAUAAUCUCACUGAUGAAGGGCUUCUUUCCUGUUUUAUGGGACUAACGUCCUGCUUCUAGGAGCCGGAUACAAACUGUCCCAGCAGUGCACUUCACACCACUCAAUGUUUCCCUUUCUUUUUGAAGGUCACUUGAGGUCACCCUCCGAUUCUUGACAAACUGUCAGAUGAGCUAACGGCCAUCUCUGGCAUUAGAGAGUUGCUUCUGUCUUCUGCCUGGCUGGUUUCUGGUUGUUCCCAGUGUCUCCUGCUUCACUGUAUUCUUGUGUACUGCUUUCUUAAAAACUUUGAACCUGGAAGCAUCCUGCUGCUCAGUGUAGCCUUCUGCCAGCAGAACCACGAUUAAACCAGGAUUUAAAAAUAAGAUUUUUUUAGAGUGUUCUCUUAAUUUUAUCCGCAGCUGUAUGUAACAAAGUUGCUCUGGCGAAAUUAUUAGACGUUGGUUUGUUGUGGUUGUGCUGAUGUGCAUAACUGCAGUGUUUAUAGGGAUUCUACGUUCUCUCGCCACCCUCACCGAUAGCCAAAGACCCUGUGCUACCAGGGUAAAGCUAAGGCAGUCCUUUACAUUUGUAUGAGAGCCCCCUUCUGUAAUGUCCCUCAGAGACCGCAUUAGCGAUGCCCCCCGUUCCGCCGUAGCCGUCAUUGCAGCAUCCCAGGCUGGAGUAUGGCCCUAAUACCUAUCGCCCAGAGGUGACGUGCAGCCGAUGGUGGCUGAUAAUCACGCCCUUGCGAACGAACCAAAGAGUGACGUGCGAGUAUCGAGCGCCCUGCAUUGCUAGUUACUCUGCAGCUGUUUACUGUAAUACGCAGUCGCGCGUUUUGUCAUUUUUUUAAACACAGGACCUAUUGUGGUGGGGUUGAGAUGCCUUGCCACGCUUUGCCGGGUGGAAAUAGAUUUCUAAAUAAUUAAACGUACACCUCAAAAUAGUGUGUGUAGGAGUGAAAACGCAGAUUCAAGUCUGUGUUGCUUGUCAGAUAUGUGCAUGUAAUUAAUAUAUAAUCUGCAAUACUGAUAUGCAUUUGUGAAAAUACGCAAAACGCUUAUAUUGUAUUUUUAAUAUAGUAAAACCUCUACAGCUAAUUGCCAAAGGGUGGGCUGCGUAUAAAUAGCCCGGCUGGUCCUUGGCCCGUAAGGGGGCGCAGCAGAUCGGGUGGAGGGGAUGCAGCCUCCGCGACCGGCCCCACCGCCGGUUCAUUUAUAAUACGCCCUAUGUGCUUCCCCUUCUUUUUUUAAUCAUGAUUCUGCCCGGCUGUCGUCGGUGGCUCCGUAAUCUGAUCGCUUUAAACUGCUCUUUGUAUGUAUGUGUAUUUUCCUUUCUUGUGUUUAAAUGCACAGCAUCGAGAAAGGAUGCGUAUUCAGAUGACAGGUGGUUGGGUAAACAACACUCCAUAGACCAAUAUGGAAUUAUUCACCCGAUGUGGUCGUAUCCUGCCAGACACAGGAGGUCACCUGGGAAUCCAGCCGACCAGGCCUGGGAUGCAGAGGUGAUUAUUACAGCUGAGGGAAGACAGCUGAUGCUUCAGCUCCAGAGGAACAAGCAGCUGUUUUCCCCCAGAUACAAGGAGACGUGGUACAGCCCAGAUGGGGCCCGGCGCACCUUCUCCCCACACCAGGAGAGCUGCUUUUUCCAUGGUGUGGUGGCAGGAGAGGAUGACUCAAGUGUGGCUGUCAGUGGCUGCGGGGGGCUGAGGGGCCUGAUCACUGUCAACAGCAGCAUGACGUACCUCAUCGAGCCACUGGCCGGGCGGGGGGGGCUCGGAACCAGCGGGCAUGCCGUCUACCGCGCGGAGCACCUCCGGCUCCCCAAAGGCACCUGCGGGCAUCGCCACAACCACGCAGCUCAAGUGCUGGAGGACCUCAUCCACGGGAUGGCGCAGGCGCCCCCUAGUGGCAGGGAAAAACGGGACAUGAGCGGCAGCAUGAAAUACGUGGAGCUGCUGCUUGUGGCUGAUCACGCUGAGUUCCAGAAGCACGGCAGGGAUUAUCAACGCACCCGCAUGAAACUGCUGGAAGCUGCAAACCACGUGGACAAGUUCUACAAGGGCCUCGACAUCCGCGUGGCGCUGAUUGGCCUGGAGAUCUGGACGGACGAGGACAAGAUCAGCGUUUCUGCGAACCCCUACAGCACCCUGGGCUCCUUCCUGGCCUGGAGGCGCAAGCAGCUGCGUCUCUCACCCAAUGACAACGCCCAGCUCAUCACGGGAAUCUCCUUCCAGGGAACCACCAUUGGACUGGCACCGCUGAAUGCCAUGUGCUCCGAGUACCAGUCAGGCGGAGUGAACUCGGACCACUCGGAGAGUGCAGUGGGUGUGGCAGCCACCAUGGCCCAUGAGAUGGGCCACAAUUUCGGGAUGAGCCACGACACCCCUGGGUGCUGUCUUGCGCGCGCCAACGACGGGGGUUGCAUCAUGGCCGCCUCCACGGGUCACCCCUUCCCAAAAGUGUUCAACGCCUGCAACAAGAAGGAGCUACAGCGCUACCUGAGCUCUGGGGGGGGGAAGUGCCUCUCCAACCCCCCCAACACCAGCACCAUGUAUGGGGGCCCUCGCUGCGGCAACGGCUACCUGGAGGACGGCGAGGAGUGCGACUGCGGGGACGCGGAGGAAUGCUCCAGUCCGUGCUGCAAUGCUCAUAACUGCACGCUGAAGGCAGGAGCCCAGUGUGCACACGGCGUCUGCUGUGAGAACUGCAAGCUGAAGAGCCCAGGGGUGUUGUGCCGCCCUGCCUCGGGGUCAUGUGACCUCCCGGAGUACUGCGACGGAAAGUCAGAGUCCUGCCCCGCCAACUUCUACCUGAUGGAUGGGACGACGUGCCUGGGCGGGCUGGCCUACUGCUACACGGGCAUGUGCCUGACAUUGGAGCAGCAGUGCCUCUCCCUCUGGGGACAAGGAGCCAGUCCUGCGCCCGACCUGUGCUUCAUGGAGGUUAACAAGGCCGGCGACUCUUAUGGCAACUGUGGCAAGGACACAACGGGGGAGUACAGGAGGUGCCGGGAAAGGGAUGUGAAAUGCGGUAAGAUCCAGUGUCUGAGCACCGCACCCAAGCCCCUGGAGAGGAACGCUGUAGCCAUCGACACCAACAUCCCGCUGGGUGUCGACAAGGUCCUGUGCAGGGGGACCCACGUGUACCAGAGCAGCCAAGGGGACACGUUGGACCCGGGCCUGGUGAUGACUGGAACCAAGUGUGGUCAAAAUGGGAUCUGCUUCGAGGGAGAGUGCCGCAACGCUUCCUUCCUGCAGGCCAACGACUGCAGCAGCAAGUGCCACAGUCACGGGCUGUGCAACAACAACCACAACUGCCACUGCACAGACGGCUGGUCACCACCCAGCUGUGUGCUUGAGGGGACAGGUGGCAGCAUCGACAGCGGCCCGGUUCCCCCCCGCAGCCGACAGCUUCUCCUCUGCAUCCUCCCCUUUGUCUUCCUGGGUCUGGGAGCUGCAGCUCUCUGGUACAGUUGCAAGAAAAGGCGCUGGCACAAGAGGAAUCACGUCCCUUCAUCCACAUCCACUGUCCCUGUUAGCCACGGAGCACUUGGCACGCAUGUCAACCAGCAGAAGAAGCAGGGGCCGGACGGAGAGGUGGGUCGCCGGCAGAGCCCAGCCGGUCCCUCCAGGGUCCGGUCCUCCAUAGUGCGUCCCACUGAGAAACCACCGCCUGUACCGGCCUACGCCCUACCACAGAAAACUCCCCGAAUACCCCCAUCCAGACCACCCCCAGUAUUCCAGCAGCCCAUUUCCGUCUCAGCUAAACCUCGGCCUGAGCCCCCCCAAAGACCCCCUCCCCCUCACGUGUAUGCUGAAGAGUGGCCCCAGCCUGACCCCAACCCUAACCCCAACCAUGAAGGCCAACCGGUGCCCCCUAAAGGUCACAAACCGAAAGCCAGUAUUCAGAAUGACCUCAGUGGCGAAAGCUGAGGACAGUCCUGCUUGGAAUUCUUGGUAUCAGGUCAUCAUAAAUUGCACUCUUGGUCUUUUGAAGCAUCCCUUUACAAGAACAUAAUUAGCUGCGGGGGAUCUGUAAGAUGGUUAAAAUCCCUAGUAUUCAAUCUGCCUUACAUACUUGAAAUUUGAAAUCCUGUAUACUUGUAAUUUUUGUCGCAUAAAUAAGAGUAUUACAUGGCUUGUUGAAUAUCAGUAUGUGACAUGCUGAUCUGGCUUUUAUUGUCAUAAUAUUACCAUUGUAGUUCAGGAAAAAAGCAUGAGUAAAUUAUGAAGUCACUUAGCUAAACAUUGUGUUUUGUGAACAGAACAGUGUGAGAGAGAUUUCAGGAGGAGAGAAGGGGAGCCCGGAGCUUUCAGCUGGUGGUACUGGGCAGAUCUCUCCCAUCUCCCAUCAGGCUAGACAGAGCCACUCUCCGCUGAGUAGUAGCAAUAACUUUGGGCUGUGAAAGAUAAUGGGUACAAGCAGCUGCCAAUUCCCCCUUUACAUUUUUCUGGGCCUGAACCGCUGGAGUGUCUGGGCGCUGGGGCUCAUGGUGCUAAACUAAUCAGUUUUGUUCAUUCUUUGCAUCUGGAAAAAAUGUUGUUGGACAUUGGCUGAAUUGUACAUAUAAACUCACAGAUACAGCUGAGUAACGCACUGUAAAUAUAAUUUCAGGAACAUUUUGUAAAUAGUACGCAGCAAAGAAUGGAGCCAGAAGGCAGCCGGUUUGAGCAGAGCCACAGAUCCUUCACAGGUUAAAAGCUAACGCCAGACAUUUCAGGUUUUAGAAGUUUACAGUGCAGUUUCUCAACAAACUUAAAAAUUUAGUUCUUCACAGAGUCCUGCUCUGCCAGGCUGCUGUUGUCCAUGAGUCUGAUGUCAGUCAGUAUGCACAUGACAGAAAGCCAGAGCGAAGACCGCGGCCAGCAAGCCCCCUGAGUGUCACGUCACUGUUGAUAGACCAGGGAGCUGCAAAUACAGAGACAAUUCUUUAAAUAUCAAGUAGAUGAAGGUCUCGCCUACCUUUGAAAGAUGAAAAGGUAUGCUGGUUUUUCACAGUGUCAACUGGCAUAUCAGAGAUGCUUCUGUGUGACAAAGUUGAGUUUAUAGAAUUAUUUCUUACGUUUACUUUCUGCGAGCUUUAUGUGACAUUAAAAACCCAGCACCUCAAAGCAUGUAUUCAAUAAUGCGGUUCAGAAUAGAGGGAAAUUGGGAAAUGAUUUUAAGCUUACUUUUUUUGCACUAUAUUGACUAUUGAUGUAGAUUACAUAAACAAAGGCCUUGUUUAAAUAUAUUUCUGGACCUAUGCAAAACAGCUUGUGAGGUACAUUGUGCCUUUUUGUUAUUUUACACGAAUAUUAAACUUAUUAAAUGGAA
Paramormyrops kingsleyae is the source of this 5794-nucleotide messenger RNA. It is a transcript of the gene adam19b, whose product is annotated as ADAM metallopeptidase domain 19b. Lineage: Eukaryota; Metazoa; Chordata; Actinopteri; Osteoglossiformes; Mormyridae. Gene Ontology annotation, molecular function: metalloendopeptidase activity. Gene Ontology annotation, biological process: membrane protein ectodomain proteolysis. The record is from RefSeq and is a predicted model, not a curated record.